Trifolium pratense (red clover) is the source of this 848-nucleotide messenger RNA. RefSeq names its product leghemoglobin-like. Gene Ontology annotation, molecular function: oxygen binding; heme binding. The record is from RefSeq and is a predicted model, not a curated record. The transcript has 4 exons. Bases 83 to 637 code for a protein of 184 amino acids. NCBI's taxonomy places the organism in Eukaryota, Viridiplantae, Streptophyta, Magnoliopsida, Fabales, Fabaceae.
AUAGGCCAAGAAAUACUUGGAAUAAUAAUCACAAUAAACCACCUUUAGCUCUUCACAGUCUUCAAGCCUUUUCUAUAAACAAAUGUUAGAUUUAUGUAAAUUGUUGCAUUAUAGAAUACAAAGAACAAAACGAAAACAAAAAAAGGAUAAAAAUAAAUCAAAAUAUACUAGCAUGAUUGUUUUCACUGAGGAGCAAGAGGCUUUGGUGAAUAGCUCAUGGGAAGCAUUCAAGAAAAAUAUUCCUCAACUUAGUAUUCUCUUCUAUACCUUGAUAUUGGAGAAAUUACCAGAUGCAAAAGACAUGUUCUCAUUUUUAAAAAGCUUUGAUGGAAUACCACAUAACAAUUCAACGCUUGAAGCGCAUGCUGAAUUGAUUUUUGAAAUGACUCGUGACUCAGCUGUUCAACUCCGAGCAAAAGGAAAAGUAGAUGUGGCAGAUGAUGUUACAUUAGAAUAUUUGGGUUCUGUUCAUGUUCAAAAAGGUGUCAUUGAUCUUCAUUUCAUGGUUUUUAAAGAAGCAAUGUUGAAAACAAUAAAAAAGGCUGUGGAGGACAAAUGGAGUGAGGAAUUGGAUUGUGCUUGGGGUAUAGCCUAUGAUGAACUAGCAUCUGCAAUUAAAAAGGCAAUGGGAUGGUGAAAGUUGGGUUUAAUAGAUGAUUUUGAUUUCACUAAACUUGUUAAACAAGUUUUCCAAGGGCAAAAAAAGAAGACUAUAGGCCACUCUAAAAUCAUGGAGUGUAUCUUUAUUCUUUCCCUUUUUUCACUUGAAACUGUUUUCAAAUUAAAAUACUCUAUAUGAUUGGAAAUUUGUAAUGCAUCUCUUCCUAGUAAAUUUCCUUCUUUUAUAA